Molecule: messenger RNA, 294 nt
Organism: Ostertagia ostertagi
Lineage: Eukaryota; Metazoa; Nematoda; Chromadorea; Rhabditida; Trichostrongylidae
Source: the annotation of a GenBank genome assembly
GAUCCGUGUGUGGUAUGUGGAGAUGCGGCAUCCGGAAUUCAUUAUGCGGUAGCGGCAUGUAAUGGCUGCAAGACGUUCUUCAGGAGAGUGGUUCUGGAGUGCAUUACAAUCAGAGCGGGAUUACAUACUCUACUAGUUACUCUUUUAAUGCGAUUCUAUUGUCCACUGCAAUUUCAGAAUCGAACAUAUUCCUGCAAAAACAACGGUGAUUGUAUUAUCGACAAGAAUAUGCGAUGUUCGUGCCGGCAUUGUCGAUUCAAAAAGUGUAUAAGGGUUGGGAUGGAUCGAAGUGGU